Molecule: messenger RNA, 783 nt
Organism: Phycomyces blakesleeanus NRRL 1555(-)
Lineage: Eukaryota; Fungi; Mucoromycota; Mucoromycetes; Mucorales; Phycomycetaceae
Exons: 2
Cellular component (GO): cytoplasm; membrane
Source: RefSeq, a predicted model, not a curated record
CUUUACUUUCUCUUCUUCUCUUUCAUCAUGCAGUCACUAAGGACUUUCCGCGACUUCUAUAAUCGAUCUUACGAUAAACGACCAAUUCUCACUCUCUGCGUGACAAAUGGUAUUCUUGGCGCACUCAGUGACACACUUGCUCAGAGUAUAACACACUAUGACUACCACGUCAAAAAGAAAGAGGGUCUAAGAUCACUUGCGGCCAGCAAAGAUCACACCCACAGACUUCACCUUGAAGACAGAUUGCCUGAUAGCUUACAGCAAGAUGAGAUUUUGUGUACCCCUCCUCCUACUUGGGAGCCCACGCGAACCCUUCGAUUUGCAGCCUACAAUUUCAGUGUCGCGCCACUUCUCGGAAAAUGGUUCAUGUUUCUCGACAAGUUUUUCCCUAUGCCAGCGGUAGCAGCUACUGCAUCCAAAGCAGUCCAGAAGGCUGUUGCAGACCAAGCGCUCUUUGCACCCGCUGGUCUCACUAUGUUCUUUACUAUCAUGGGUUUCAUAGAAACCAAAAAGUGGGAAGGUGUCCAGGAAAAGUUCAGGGAUGCAUUUUUACCUGCGCUUGUAAUGAACUACAAGGUGUGGCCUGUCGUCCAGCUCAUUAAUUUCAAGGUUAUGCCUCUCCAGUAUCGUUUGCCAUUCGUAAGCAGUCUGGGCAUUAUGUGGAAUGCUUAUCUGAGCUGGAUCAACAAUGCUUCAAAGAAGAAGGAAUACACUCAAGAGCAUCUUAUGGUAGACGAUGGUCAGACUAGGGUGGAUCCACCCAUUGAGAUACAAGCACCCUAG